Messenger RNA from Fomitiporia mediterranea MF3/22, 2868 nucleotides. RefSeq names its product dipeptidyl aminopeptidase. The transcript is spliced from 13 exons. Gene Ontology annotation, molecular function: dipeptidyl-peptidase activity; serine-type endopeptidase activity. The coding region runs from base 15 to 2783 and encodes 922 amino acids. The record is from RefSeq and is a predicted model, not a curated record. Gene Ontology annotation, biological process: proteolysis. NCBI's taxonomy places the organism in Eukaryota, Fungi, Basidiomycota, Agaricomycetes, Hymenochaetales, Hymenochaetaceae.
AUUCAGUCUGCAAAAUGCAGACUAAUGGGUAUGCUCGUCUUUCUCUGAAUGACACUGACGAUGUCCAGGAACCUGCCGUCGAUGGGGAACCUCGUGAAACUACCACAGAGGAAACCAAAGCACCGUUAAGACCACACAUGUAUUAUGAUGAGGGACCUUUUGACGCGCCUAGUUCUGAAAGCGAGGACGAAACGUUGUUAGAGAAGGAUGCCCCGGGUCGUGGCCGGCUGGGUGUAAACUCGCCAGGAGCAACAGAAAACGGGUUUCCAUCGGAUGGAUUGAGGCUUGGUGGACCGAAGAGACGACCGAACACGCUUCGGUGCCUUCUUAUCACCCUUGUCUCUCUUAUGGUCAUGGCAAUCCUGAUCGGUAUCCUUGCUGCGUAUACGUAUACUGGCACUGCAUUUGCUCCAAUGCGCGGUACGCGUCCGCUUACUAUGGAUCAUGUCUUCAAUGGCACGUUUUAUGCUCAGCACGCUACUCUGAGAUGGGUACCAGAAGCUGGCGAUGGUGUUUACGCCGAGCAGGACUUUAAGAGAAGUGUCAUUACCCUUGUGGAUCUCAAGACAAAUACUACAAGGGAUUUAGUUAAUCUGGGGGAUGUGAAAAAUGAACAAGGACUCCCAUUAGCAACCGUCGAGUGGAAACUUUCCCCAGAUAUGAAAUACUUGCUCAUGAAAGCUAAUUAUCUGAAACAAUGGAGACAUUCCUCGUUCGGCAAUUAUUAUGUGCACGAUAUCGAUGCUAAAUCUACCUAUCCUCUAUCCACACCCUCCUUUCCACCCGUAACAGCCUAUGCCGCAUGGAGUCCUGUUGGAGAUGCAAUAGCCUACGUACAGAAUAACGAUCUAUACGUGAAGCCUGACGCAGCGCGGUCGACGAAAGGAAUCCGGAUCACGGCGACAGGUUCAGAAACUCACUUCAAUGGUGUGCCUGACUGGGUGUACGAAGAGGAGGUAUUGUCGGCUGACUACGCGCUUUGGUGGGCACCCGAUGCCAAGCGGGUGGCUUUUCUUGAAAGCGAUGAGACGAACGUAGAUGUAUACUCGUUCCCUAUUUACAAUCCUACCGCGGACUCUUAUUCAGUUCAUCCAUACACUGAGGACGUUGCUAUGCGGUACCCUAAACCUGGAUAUACGAAUCCUAGCGUCGACGUUCACGUAUUCGACCUCGAUGGAUACCUAUCCAACAGGCAAGAUGAUGAUGACGAGGAUGAUGACGAGAUUUCUGACGAAGUCACGGAGCAUCUCUCACGCCUGACCUGGUCAUCUCGUCGGUCUGUGAAUGACUCGGUUAUCAUGGACGUUGCCUGGAUUGGCGCGGAUGACCUCCUUGUCAAAGAGGUCAACCGAGGAGCAGACGAUGGUGUCGUAGUUCACUUUGACAUGGAGGAUCUAUCUAUCGCUGGUGCUGAAGUCCGAGGCGAGGUUGUUCGCCAUCUUGGUCGGAACGGUGAGGAAGGCGACGGUGGAUGGAUUGAAAGUCGGCAGUCUGUCUACCCACUCCCUCCCACACUUGUCACCACAUUAGGACUGGAUGGCACGGCGUAUCUGGAUCUUGUCAAUAAUUCCCAGGGUUAUACACAUAUCGCACUCUUCUCACCUGCAGACAGCAGUGAGCCUUUGUUCGUGACAGACGGCGAAUGGGAAGUUGUAGAUGGAAUCUUAGGUGUUGAUUCCAAAGGCAUUGUGUACUUCACAACAGCUUAUCCUUCAUCAAUUGAACGAGCAAUCCUAGCAGUGCCUAUACCAUCCCAGGUUUCAUCCGCAGACUCGGAUCGAAUCACGGAACUAACAGCACUUACGGACACAACAGCUCUGGCAUGGUAUGAGGCGAGCUUCUCCCCUGAGUCUGGAUAUUAUCUCUUGGGCUAUCGAGGCCCGAACGUACCAUGGCAGAGUGUCUUCAGUACUACUGUCCCGCGAGAAGAGUUCGAGUACAAAGUCGUUGAAAAUACACAACUAAACGCCACGCUGGCCGAGUACCAAAGUCCGCUCAUUAUGCAUUCAACUAUCGAAAAUGAUGGAUUCGAGUUCAACACAAUGGAACUUCUUCCGGCCAACUUCGACGACUCGGGACGGAUAAAAUAUCCCGUUUUAUUCCGAGUGUAUGGUGGUCCAGGUUCUCAAAUGGUGCAUACACGUUUCGAACGUGAUUGGCAUGCAUACCUGGCUUGUACACUCAAGUACAUUGUUGUUAUUGUUGACGGACGUGGAACAGGCUUCAGGGGCCGUGCAUUGCGGAAUCCGAUAAGAGGCAAUCUCGGUUAUUGGGAGACACGCGACCAGGUGGGAGCGGCCAGAAUUUGGGCGUCGAAGAAAUAUGUUGACCCGAAGAAGAUUGGUAUCUGGGGAUGGUCAUAUGGUGGAUUUAUGAGCUCGAAAGUCGUGGAAGCAAACGAGGGUAUUCAUUCUCUAGCCAUGGCUGUCGCACCCGUCACAAGUUGGAGGCUCUACGACUCAAUCUACACAGAGCGCUACAUGUCAACACCUCAACUCAAUCCUACCGGGUACGACAAUGCCUCCAUUACAAACAUGACAGGAUUCCACAACGCUCAUUUCCUCCUCGCACACGGGAGCGGGGACGAUAACGUGCACUUCGCCAACUCAGCUCAUUUGCUCGACAUGCUCACAACCGACAAAGUACGAGGGUUCCGCUUCCGCAUGUUCACAGACAGUGACCAUUCAAUUAAUCGACGAGGAGCGUAUCGGGAGUUGUAUGAGUGGAUGACUGGGUUCCUACUUGAGAAAUGGGGGAAGGGAGGGAAGCAUCGGGAAUGGUGACGGACCAUUAUUAGAUUACAUCGUAUUGCUUUGGAUAAGUGGCCGCAGUUUAGAGAUCUUUAUCAAUCGUACAUUUAAUUCUCCU